AUGACGGUCACUCGCUCGAAUUUCAAAUCAGAUGUCUUAAAGACAGAGGAUGCCGAUCAAAAACCCUCACAAUCGAUCGCGGAGUCUGCGGGACUGGUAGACAACGAGCUGUUUGUCCCACUCGCUGGCCCUCUCCCCGUCACAAUCCCCACUGCAGACGAGACACACAAGGCUACUACUCGUGAGGCUCCGAAGUCGAUCAAGAUAGUCCAGAGACGCAAACGGAAGGCUCCAGCCCCGAAACCCGGCCCCGAGUCCAGCCCAGAGAUAAAGAAGAAAGUUAUGGUUGGGAAGCCCGGACUACCAGAAACUGAUGAUCCCGAUUUCAUCAAGACCAAGCCAGACGCUGUGACGACGAUGGGCUUCCCCCUCCCUAAGAUCAAUCAUGGGGGUACUCGACCCUCGAGGGUGCCCCGGCACUUAUACCCACCGCUUCCGAUCACAGAGGAAAUGAUGGAUGACGCACAUGCGAUCGAAACGUUGCUUCAGGACCUCUUGGUCGUUCGAGAGGCGCUUGACUGGGAUUGCCGACGCCUGGGCCGUCGACUGUGGUUAGUGAAGAGGAAAGCAGCACUGGAGGAGCAGCGGGAGGAUGCGCACCGUCUGAAGUUGUGGGAGCAUGGCGAUGAACCUUUGCUUGAGUUUAUCAAGCGGCUCGAGGAGGAGAAUAUGAAGCUUGAUGAGCAGGAGUUCCGCUGA
This is a messenger RNA of Penicillium daleae, 699 nucleotides long. RefSeq lists its product as uncharacterized. Bases 1 to 699 code for a protein of 232 amino acids. Lineage: Eukaryota; Fungi; Ascomycota; Eurotiomycetes; Eurotiales; Aspergillaceae. The transcript has a single exon. The record is from RefSeq and is a predicted model, not a curated record.